GGAAUGGGUUAUUUACCACGCCGGACCACGAAGUGGGAACCUCAGUUACAAGCCUCUGCUGCGCUGGGGACCGGGUUCCCGUGCUGAACGCUUCCGGAGUCGGUAAAUGGCGAUCCCGUGGAGCGUACGGCUGCGGCAGUUUGCAACUUUCUUACAGCUAAAUGCUUCUGAAAGGUUGCUUCCUGCCACAUGUCCUUGGCAAAAUCUGCCCAAACGAAACAAUUCAAAUAGAACGUCAGUAGUUCGCAUUGGAAGGCAGGUCUACGCCAGGAUGUAUCCUGUUCUGCUGGUUCGACCUGAUGGUUCUACUAUCAAUAUCCGAUACAAGGAGCCCAAAAGAAUUAUCACUAUGCCAGUGGAUGUUUCUCUUCUACCAGAAGCUGAACGGAAAGCAAGAAUGCGCAAACGUGGCCCCAAAAAAGUCAAAGUAAAAGAGGAGCAAUUUGAAGAUGAAUUUAAAGUUGAAGAUUACAGCAAAUUCUGGAAGAAAAAAUAAUCUUCAGAUUGUUGGGAUUUGGAAAGGCAAAGCGAUUAGUGAAAGACUUGACAUGUCAACAGCACUAGAAUGGCAGAUUGACAGUGCUCAUAUAUCAUAUAUAAGUCUCAAUACAUUUAUUGAUGAUUUAGUGAACUUUGUAUUUCUAUAUGAGCUUGGGGAAUAAAGCAAUGGAUUCUUAUUGUAUUUCUAGACCAGCUGCUAGGAGAAAUGUUUUUGAAUAUUAACAAAAUGUUGUCCUCCAACUAUCAUAUGCCAGCUUAGAUUCCUUCCCCUCCCCCCACCUUCUUAUUGUGAUUUCUGCACCCUUCCUUUCCGGUACUGAUGAAGGGUUUCAGGUUUCAGCCUGAAAUGUCGACGACUGUCUACUCCCAACCAUUGAUGUUGCCCGACUUGCUGAGUUCCUCCAGCAUUUUGUGCACAUUGCUCAAGAUUUCCUGCGUCUGUAAAAUCUCUUUUGUGGGCCCAAAACGUGUAAUACUCCAAGUGCAUUCUGACCAAUACUGUAUAAAGCCACAGCAUUACAGCCUCGUGUUUAUGUAAUAUUUCUUUCUAUGCCUUUUCUGUCUACAUUAUAAGAAUUUGACAUGCAUGUAUUUUGAUAAAUUGCUCAGUGCCACAAAGAACUAGUUAAAUUGGCUUGAGCGUUAUGUUAAACGUUUACAAUGUUAUUAGGCCAUUUAACUGAAAUAUUACAGUUAAUUUCAUUUUAUUAUCCUAGAGAUAGAACAAUAUGUAUAACAAUCACAAUCUUAGUAAAUGAACGAAUAAUAGUUUUGGUACUAAGAUUACAGUCUCAUACUUUGUGAUCUGUUGUAUGUUGCUUUACUCGGAUAGAAACAGUUAUAGAAGAGUGGGAAGAAAUCAGCUAGUCAGGCAGCAUCUGUGGAAGAAGAAACCAGUCAAUGUUUUAGGUCAGUGACCUGACCCUUCCCCAGCAUCACAUCAGUUCUGAGGAAGAGUUGCUGAUCCAAAGCAUUGACUGGUUUCUCCUACUUAUGUUCCUUAACUCAGAGUUCUUCCAGCAUUUCUGUACUUUUUUGCCUUGGAUUCUAACAUCAGCAGUGUUCCUUGUUUUCUUUUACUAGGACAGGAGAGUGCUGUGAAUGCUCUGGCCUCAUUAACAUAAAUCAUGCCACAUUUAAAACAGAAGUAUGAGUUUGUUUUAACACCGACAAUGCGACAAAAAUGGAAGGGUGGAAAAUUAAUUAUAUGGAUAAGUUAUCUACAUAGUUCAUUUGCAGUUUAAAAAAGGCCAAAGAAUGCCAAAGUUUACACAUGCUAUAGAAUAUAUGAUGGUAAAAAUAUGGAAAUUGAAUUGAGUAUUAUGUCUGCAACUGGUCUCUCAUUAAAGUUUGGAGAAUAUUUGAAUGAAUGUCAAUAUUUGUUAUCACACUGCUUUGAUUACUUAAACAAGCUCAAAACAUUGUGAAAUAGGAAAUAAAAAUUGUACCCC
Molecule: messenger RNA, 1952 nt
Organism: Mobula hypostoma (lesser devil ray)
Lineage: Eukaryota; Metazoa; Chordata; Chondrichthyes; Myliobatiformes; Myliobatidae
Gene: mrpl55
Product: mitochondrial ribosomal protein L55
Exons: 3
Coding region: 107-496 (129 amino acids)
Biological process (GO): translation
Cellular component (GO): mitochondrial large ribosomal subunit
Molecular function (GO): structural constituent of ribosome
Source: RefSeq, a predicted model, not a curated record